Molecule: messenger RNA, 978 nt
Organism: Lodderomyces theae
Lineage: Eukaryota; Fungi; Ascomycota; Pichiomycetes; Serinales; Debaryomycetaceae
Product: membrane insertase
Exons: 1
Coding region: 1-978 (325 amino acids)
Biological process (GO): mitochondrial respiratory chain complex IV assembly; protein insertion into mitochondrial inner membrane from matrix
Cellular component (GO): mitochondrial inner membrane
Molecular function (GO): membrane insertase activity
Source: RefSeq, a predicted model, not a curated record
AUGAUACGAAGCAGUUGUCGAAUAGGAAGACUACAUAAUCAAUUAUUAUCAAGCCCCUUUAAGGUGUCAACACGGCAGUUUUCAUUUGACCACAACGCUAUCGUCAAUACAUUCACACAUGCAUUUGAAAGUCUACAUGAAACCAGCGGACUACCAUGGUGGGCCCUAAUCCCCAUCACCACAUUCGCCCUAAGGUCAGUUUGGACGUUGCCAUUAGCCAUAAUACAGCGGAAAAGAAUCCAAAAGCAAAGUGCAUUGAAACCGAUUGUUAGCGCACUAAAUCCUAUUUUGAAGAUGAAUUUAGCAAAAAGGGUUCAAAGGGCGAAACAGUUACAACAAGCUUCUUCCUCCACCACCACCGCGACUGAUGAGUCAGUCAAGGCUGCACAAGCUCCGUUGGCCAAUAUGACAUAUGAGCAGAUUUUACUUCUUAGUUCAAAGGAGACGCGAAAGCGCCAGAAACAACUCUUUAAGAAGCACAAUGUACAAAUAUGGAAGAAUUUCAUCCUACCUACUUUCCAAGUGCCUCUUUGGAUUAUCAUGUCGUUGACCAUGAGGGAUCUUAGCGGAUGGUCCUCAUGGGACAACUUACACAACAAGGCCUUGGACCCAAGUUUAUACGUUGAGGGUUGUUUAUGGUUUCAGGAUCUUGCAGUUGCCGAUCCCAUGCAUGUUUUUCCUUUAAUUUUGGGUGUUAUUUCACUAUGCAAUGUUGAGUGGACAUUUAGGACGUUGGAGCUUUCGAGAUUGACGCAGAGGUUAAAGUAUCGGCCGAAUUUGACUGAUGCAGUUGGCAAUUUUGCGCGAAUGUCGAUUGUGUUCAUGAUGGCUAUUUCGAUACAUGCACCUGCUGCGUUGGUGUUGUAUUGGAUUUCGUCACAGGUGUUUUCAUUGGUUCAGAAUGUCGUGUUGGAUAUUAGGUAUCCUAUUUCGUUUACGCCAAGGAAGAGAUUUGGUGGGGAUAUCUUGGAUGAUUGA